AUGAUGAACCGAUUCCGGAAAAAUAAGAAGGUCAAGGAAAACAAGGAGACGUUGGACGAGUUGGAAAAUGGCCCAUCCACUUCCCCCUUCAGCUUGAAGCUGUCGAAAAAGAAAGAUGCCGCGGAGGAACAAAAAAUACUCGAUCUUGCCGAUGUCCUCCCUCCCUCGGAUGAUUUCCGCACUAGUUUGCUGAUGCCGAAACUAUCAGCUCGAUUUAGUAUGCUGAGAGAACAAGAUGAUCCCGCCUCAAAGAUUGGCAAGGCCAGUGACGAUAGUGUACUGUUUCCGAAGCGGGCAUCCCGAUUGAAUCUUUUUGGACACAGCCCAGCAAUGCUAGCAGAUAUCGACGAAGUUUCCUCCAAUGAUGGCAGCCGACCUUCCCUCGCCUUGGGCCGUACCGACUCGUAUGCUUCUGGUGGUGAUGGAGGAUAUGGAACCGAUGAUGAUCGAUCGCAUGGGAGCAUUAUGAGCCGAGCUCGUCGAGCUGAAGGAAAUAAUUUGUUUGGCGGCCGACAAAAGGUGUACCGAAUCCCUGCCCGCUCUCCAGGAGCAUCCUCGCCCGCUACUGAGAGUCCACGAGGAAUGGGCAGAGUAGUAUACGAUCACGAUCUGAAUAUGUCGGCUUUUCAACGCAUGAGACACCAGGAGAGACAAGAACGGUCCGACGACUUAGGCCAUGAGAUCGCAACUCGUGACUCGGAAGAUGCUCCUUCUAUCUCCGCAAAUCGUGGUACCUUUUCAUCGACAUCAUCCGGGCAUGCCUCCAAUGCUCGCUCCUCGACCGCAGCAACUUCUAUCGAUGAGUUCCAGUUCAAUGUAUCUCAGCCAGAACCACAGUCCUCGAUUGCAGUUCCAGUCCUGGACUCUCCUGUCGAGGGUCGUCCUUUCUCUACUGCGUUGAAUGGUCGGCCUGGCUCGGUUCGAUCUCGACGUUUAUAUGGCCAAGGUUUGACACAGAACGUGCAAAACCACCAAAAUUCAACACUGAAUCGAUUGGAAAGCUUAAGUCGUCAUCGUUCCGGAACUCCUGAUCUUUUGAAUCGUAGCUACUCUCGGAGUGCGACCAACCUUCGAGAUCGACUGCAGAAGCUUUCUAUCGUCGAGCCCAAUGGUCCUCGGCCUGCCAGCCCGCCAACAUCUGCUACUUCACCGAAGCAGUUGCCUCCCCUAGACACAAACCCCAGAGACCGUAUUUCUCCAACGGCUGCCGCCUUUAGCGCAUCCCCUUUGAGUCCUCCGGCUAGUGAGAAUGAGGAUGGAAAUUCAUUGCUCGCGGCAGCACUCAACCCAGAAGAUCAUGGAAAAGCCACCGCUAUGGGUCUUUUCAACAGACCCGCCACAGGCUUCGAUGAACAGCAGUUCGUUCGCCGUCAGCUGCAGUUGCACCAGGGACGGGAUACCCCACCCCCUCUUCAGCCGUCUUCUCCACGUCGUGUAAUGUCGCACGACCAGCCAGCUUGUGCACGUGGUCUUUCUAAAUCCAGCUACCGAUCCAGAGCUGAGUCGGCUUCAUCACAUUACAGCAGCGAUGCAAACCAUGGAGUGGAUUACUCUCGAGCAUCCAGUGUAGAAACAUCUCCUCGUGUUCCUGGUGUGAGAGGUUACUAUGCCCCGUCUACGAACAGUGAUUCCGGUGAUGAAGGAGAGGACCGUCGUUCCUACGAAAUAUCUUCCAUGACAUCCAUGACCACAGACCAGGGUCAUUCUCUUCAUCGCUCUAGCAUUGCGUCUAAACCGUCUACCCCCACUGGGGAACAACUUGAGACCUUGCCUGAGGUUAGAUACUCAGAUCUUGGCGAUCUCAAGCCAAUCGAAGAAGAUGUGAUUCCCGAGGAGGCCCACUCAGCUUCCGAAGCGUAUUCGAUGAUGCCAGAAAGACCGGAUUCUCCUACCAUCCAAGUCCCUGGCAUUGGCCUUGAUAGUAUUCGAUCUCAUCUGCGCUCUGUCAGCGAACGAUCGACUGCCUUCUCUCCCCCUUCGCCCACAUUACCUGUGGCUGUGAUUGAGCCUAAGAAGCUCGAACCAGAAGUAUCUGUCGUCGAGGUCCAGCCCAGUCCUGUACUGGAAGAACGCCUCCGUGUGAACAGCAUUGUUGAGUCCAUUGAGGCGGAGACCUCCAGCAACCGAAAUUCAUCCCGCCAGUCCGCGGGAGAGACUACCAGUCGGGGCAGUGAAGAUUCAUCCGAUGCGGGACCAUCUUGGCAACGAGAGUUGGAUUAUCACCACCACCGACGCGAUGGCAGCACUGAAACCCAGAAGGAACAAGAAGAGUUUGCGAUGGAGAUUGCUGAACGCCGCCGAAAAAUCCAGGAGAAGCUCCGAAGUGUUGCAGAGAGCGAGAGCCGCUGCAGCAGCCCGACUCCUAGUUUGCACAAUGUUGACGGCCCUAAUGUCAAGGCUGGUAAUGCUUUCUCUAUUCUGAAACAUAUGACUGGCAAGCAAAGCACGCCAAAGAACGACCUGUAUGGUUACAAUAGUUCUUCCACCCCGUCUCUCAUCCCUGAUGACAUGGCGCGCGAGGAACGACCGUCUCUGUUCAGCCGGCACUCCAACUCUAACGUUCCCCAAAUUCCCACUGAGCGGUCCCUUCGAUCCCGUAUGCCCACCCUCAGUCGUAGCGCAUCACGAGAGUCAAGCCGAAGCCGAGCCACGUCUCCGCAGCCCGGCUUCCGGGCACCUCGAGAUCGCUCCAGCUCUGAUGCUUCCGGCCGAUCUAAGAGUCGCACUCGGUACCGUGAGCGCGACGAUCUCGAAACUGUAGAGGAAGGAGCCGUCAUUGCUCAUGAGAAUUUUGUUAUCCCCGACAACUUCGAGCCCCCUGUGCCUGGCUCCAUUCCAAGCUCCGCUCGGCCAUCCAUGGAUGGCAUUGAUUCUUUCCCAUACGACCGUUCGACAUCAGCCGCCUCGGGCAGAUACCGAAGCGCUAGCAGAUCUGGAACCCCAAGUUUCCAUUACGAGCGACCUUUCCAAUUUAGUCCGGCGCCUAACCCAGUUUCGAUGAUCGGUGCUACACCACGCCCUUCUCCUGCCACUCCCGCCUACUCUGCAAAUGCAACACCCCCUUUGAAUGAGAUUGCCCCAGAUCAAUCAUCGACCAAUCCUGCCUCUGUGUCUGCAUCUCAAGCACUACCCCAACGUGCUCCGGGCCACAACAUGCUGCAGAAGCGCCCAGUGAACAAGAAGCUCAUCUCCGAGCCCACCUUGGUAUCUUGUACUUCAAAUGUCCCCACUGUUGGCCUUCCAGGUGGCGCUGCUCCACCAUUGCCUCCUAUGAACCCUCGUCGUCGUCGUGGUACCCAAACUAUUCUGUCUGCUUUUAAGCCGGAAUCUCGAGUUUCAUCCCCCGCUCCAAGCGUUUCAGAUGAACAUAGUGUGUUCCCCGACGAUGAGAAGCACCCUCAAUCCCGCAGCCGUCUGCGCAAGAAGUCUAUUGAAGGACAGGAGGCAAUGCUCAGUCCUGCUCCAGCAAUCCCACAAUAUCCUCCACCGGCAAUCCCGGUUGAUGGGGGCAUGUUCUAA
Molecule: messenger RNA, 3519 nt
Organism: Penicillium malachiteum
Lineage: Eukaryota; Fungi; Ascomycota; Eurotiomycetes; Eurotiales; Aspergillaceae
Exons: 1
Coding region: 1-3519 (1172 amino acids)
Source: RefSeq, a predicted model, not a curated record